AUGAGUGUGUCUUUGACUGUUAUGACCUUCAAUCUUCAUGAUGAUGAGCCUCAAGAUAGUGCUAAUUCAUGGGACAAAAGAAGAGACAUAUGCAUAAGUGUUAUUACCAGUUACUCCCCCAUCAUCCUCUGUACCCAACAAGGAGUGAAAACUCAAUUGGAUUUUCUCCAGCAGGGUUUGCCAGGUUAUGAUCAGUUUGGCGUCUCGCGGAGAGGGCCACAAGAUACUACUGAUGAGCAUUGCACUAUCUUCUAUGACAAGGAAAAGGUAGAGCUUCUAGAAGGUGGAACUUUUUGGUUGUCGGAAUCUCCGUCUGUUCCCGGAAGCAUUUCAUGGGAUGUCCACACAUUUCAACUGAAAGGAGUUGAACCGCCCGGAUUCUCGUUUCAGAUAGUAAAUACAAACAUGGAUGCGAUCAGUCCUCGCGCCCGUAGACGAAGCGCUUUGCUCACAUGGCAGCACAUUGCAUCCUUACCACCUACUCUACCAGUUGUGUACUGCGGUGGAUUCAAUACGCAAAAGGAAUCAACUACCGGACGUUUCCUUCUUGGAAGAUCGAGAGAACAUGGUGUAGUUGGUGAUAUGAGGGAUGCAUGGCCUAGCGCGCGUGUUAGGAAAAAUGUUUCCUUAAUUCGCACUUAUCACGGAUUCAAGGGUGACAAACAAGGAACCGUCGAAUACCUCAAGUUAAUAUUCCGAGCUCUCUGCCUCUGUUGGGAUCGCCAAACACAAGAUCUUCACGUGGAUUGGAUCCUCUUCAGAGGUAGAUCUCUUAUUCCCGUUUCAUGUGAAGUGGUGAACGAUAACAUUGAUGAAUGUUAUCCGUCAUCUCAUUUUCCUAUAUUUGCCGAGUUUAUGCUCCCUCGCACGGUAAGAAUGUUAGAAUCGCCGGUUCAAGAGGAUAACUAA
Lathyrus sativus (Indian pea) is the source of this 909-nucleotide messenger RNA. The record is from the annotation of a GenBank genome assembly. Lineage: Eukaryota; Viridiplantae; Streptophyta; Magnoliopsida; Fabales; Fabaceae.